Molecule: messenger RNA, 1430 nt
Organism: Grus americana (Whooping crane)
Lineage: Eukaryota; Metazoa; Chordata; Aves; Gruiformes; Gruidae
Product: G patch domain-containing protein 4
Exons: 7
Coding region: 83-1063 (326 amino acids)
Biological process (GO): regulation of ribosome biogenesis
Cellular component (GO): nucleolus
Molecular function (GO): nucleic acid binding
Source: RefSeq, a predicted model, not a curated record
GCCGGGCGGCGGCAGCGUGGGGCGGGCGGCGGCGGCUGAGGGGAAUCCCGCGACCCUCCGGGCCCUGCCGGACCCCGCCGCCAUGAGCGCCCCGGGCCGCGGGAUGCGGUUCGCGGAGAGCCAGCUGCGGCGGCACGGCUGGCGGCGAGGGCAGGGGCUGGGGAAGCGGGAGGACGGCAUCGCCGAGGCCAUCCGGGUGAAGGUGAAGUGUGACACGGCGGGGGUGGGACACGACGCGGCAGAGCCGUUCUCCUUCCACUGGUGGGACCACGUCUUCAACAAGGCAGCUGCUAACAUCGCCGUGGAGGCUGGGCAGGAUGGCAUCUCCAUGAAGACGCUUUCCGAGCAGGGAGUCACAAUCAGCAAUAAGAAGCCCCGCAAGGCUGGCAGCACUGGUAGCAUGGUGUACGGCCGCUUUGUGAAGGCAGCCACACUCACAGCAUGCGGGGAGGAGUCUGUGAAGCUGCCCACCGGCUCAGAGAGCAGCGAAGAGGAGGAAGAGGGGAAGCUGGACCUGUCUUCAGCCAGGAGGCUGACAGAUGAGGAACUGAUGCGAGCGUGCGGGGGUCGCACGGCACACAAGGGUGCCCGUCACGGCCUGACUAUGAGUGCCAAACUGGCGCGCCUGGAGGAGCAGGAACAAGCUUUCCUGGCCACGUACCGGCACAAGGAGCGGCAGCGUGAGCCCCCAGAGAGCAGCAGCCCCCCAGGAGAGAGGCAGGAAAAAAGGAAGAAAAAAAGGAAACCGUCCAGGGAUGGAGCUGACCCCGAGGUGCUGCAGAGCCAGGAGCCAAGUGGAGAAGAGGACGUGGCAGGAGAGGAAGGGAAGGCUGCGAAGAGGAAGAAGAAGAAGAAGAAGCAGGAGGAGGAAGAGGAUGAAGAACAGCCAGUUGAGACAGAGAAGAAGAAGGAGAAGAAAAAGAAGAAGCAGAAGAAAAAGGAGGAUGACAAAGAAGAGCCGGCUGAGACAGAGGUACCUCUAGAAGACACAGAUGGGCCAGACCAGGCUGGGCACAGCCCCAGGAAGAAGAAGAGGAAGAAGAGGAAGAGGGAGCCAGAGUGAUCAAGGGCCAAGGCUGCCAUGCUGCGCAGCUGCCAGUACCACCUGGCUGUGAGGGUCCCGAUCCUGCCCGCUGGUGCUGAUGGGUGCCCAAGGGUGCUCCGGGCUCUUCUCAGGUGGAGCCCAGCGCUGUGGCCCAGCUGUGUGUUCACUGCCGGGGGAUGCUGGCUGGUCUGGAGCUGGAUCGAGCUUCAUUUCACUCCCUGAGCCUUCCCUCCGUCGGGGUGACCCCAGUUCCCACCAGGCCCUGGGGCAGGGACCCAUUUGCCAUGGGUCUGUCACAGAGGGACACAAGGGGAUGGACCCCACAGACUAUUGACAUUAUUUUUUUUUUUAAGGGCACAAAUAAAUCUUUAUUGCAGUGAAACUA